AUGGAAAGAAGCAAGAAAAGGAAAAAUAAUGAAUACUUUGAUGAAGUUACUCGAGAAUGUGUCAAUCAGAUUGAUAAAUUGGCUGAAGUUCAUAAAGGUGAAGAUGUUCUCACCGAAGCAUGGGCCACCACUAUCAAACUUGACCAAGAGAACUACCUACUAUGGAGAAAUCUGGCGCUGCCCAUUUUGCGAAGCUAUCGGCUGGAAGGUCACCUCACCGGCGAAGAUCCGUGUCCACCCAGGUUUUCCGUGGCAACUGAUCAAUCGACAGCAACCGUUCCGCCUGGAGAUGAAGCCGGUCUUGGAGGACAGUACUCAGGCAUUGCCUCUCUAACUCCUCAGCAAGGAAUAACCACAGCAUCCAACUCCUCCCCUGUUCUUCAGGUAAAUCCAUUUUAUGAAUCACGGACUGUUGUUGAUCAACUUUUGUUGGGUUGGCUGUAUAAUUUUAUGACUGCAGAAGUAGCUAUGCAAGUGAUGGGAUAUGAAAAUUACAAAUACCUAUGGGCUGCCAUUCAGGAGUUAUUUGGUCUACAAUCAAGAGCGGGGGAAGAUUACCUUCGUCAAGUAUUUCAACAGACUUGCAAAGGGGCAAUGAAAAUGCCUGAAUACCUGAGAGUGAUGAAGACUCACUCAGACAAUCUUGGACUCACUGGAAGUCCAGUACCUACACGAGCAUUGGUGUCACAAGUUCUAUUGGGACUUGAUGAGGAAUUCAACCCGUUUGUUGCAACCAUCCAAGGACGCUCUGAGAUCUCUUGGACAAAUAUGCAAACCGAACUGUUGGCUUUCGAAAAGAGACAAACAAACAACAACAAUCAAAGGGGUGGAAGUGGACGAAACCGAGGUAGAAGACGGUGGAACAAUAACAGUUACAACCGACCUACCUGCCAAGUCUGCAAUAGGUAUGACUACUGCUGAUAUUUGCUUCCACGGGUAUGAGAGAGGGUUCGUAGCCCUUACAAAUCAGAACAAAGGCGGAAAUCAAGCCUCACAAAACAUUAGAAACCAGAAUACCUCAUAUGCAUUCACUGCAUCUCAAAAUACACCAGCUACUCCUCAAAUGGUUGUUGAUCCAAAUUGGUAUGUAGACAGUGGGGCUACCAAUCAUAUCACUGGUAAUUACAACAAUAUGAUUCAGUCCACUGACUAUGGAGGUAAGGAAAAAGUUAUAAUUGGGAAUGGAAAUAGACUGAAUAUAUUUCACAUCGGUAGAACUAGUUUAAAAACAAAAAAUGGACAACUUAUCUUAGAAAAUGUGUUGUGUGUGCCUGAAAUAGCCAAGAAUUUAGUUAGUGUUUCCAAACUAGCUAAAGACAAUGAUGUGUUUUUGGAAUUUCAUGCUAACAAAUGUAUUGUAAAGGACUUGUGUUCAGGCAUGGUGCUGAAUGGGGAUCUUGAAGAUGCACUUUACAGGCUGAAUACAAAGAAGAUAGUUGAUGGUAGUGCUUCAAUUGUUUAUGAGAAAUUGAAGUUAAAAAUAACAUAAUAGUAUGUUCAGCCUACUCUAUACCUACUGUUUUCACUAAUAGGAAGGUGUCCAAGGAUGUUUAGCACAAAAGAUUUGGGCAUCCAUCUUCUGCAGCCCUAGACUUGUUAGUUAAAAAAUGUAAUCUACUAGAAACCUUGAAUGCAAAUGUUGAAUUUUGUGAAGCUUGCAAAUUUGGUGAAUCACAUGCUCUUCCCUUCUCUAAGUCUUUUCUCGAGCUAUGGCACCAUUUAAACUAGUUCACUCUGAUUUAUGGGGCCCAACACCAGUUUUUUUCAAUGAUGGUUUUCGUUAUUAUGUUAAUUUUGUUAAUGAUUUCAGUCGUUUUCUAUGGAUAUAUCCCCUAGACAAAAAAGUGAUGUAAUAGGAGCAUUUAAUCACUUUUACAACACAAUCAAAACUCAGUUUGGAGGCAAGAUUCAGUGCUUCCAAUCUGAUAAUGGUGGGGAAUUUAAACCUAUUCAACAUCUAUGUGAUAAGCUAGGGAUUAAAGUAAGACUCUCGUGCCCAUACAAAUCAAAACAAAAGGGAAGAGCAGAACGAAAACAUCGACAAGUAGUUGAAAUGGGACUAACCUUAUUGGCUCAAGCAGGGAUGCCUAUUAAGUAUUGGUGGAAGGCCUUCACUACAGCAACUACCUUGAUUAAAAUAGCCUACCAUCAAAAGCAAUUGGGAACAACAUCCCAUUUGAAGCUCUUUUCAACAGGAAAGUAGACAUUUCACUAAUAAAGAUAUUUUGUUGUGCUUGCUUUCCAUAUUUAAGACCUUACAAUACUCACAAGCUAAAUUUUCAGUCUACUAAAUUUGUUUUUAUUGGUUUCAGUCUAGCUCACAAGGGAUUCAAAUGCCUUAGCCCAAAUGGACGUAUAUAUAUUUCCAGGCAUAUGCAGUUCAAUGAGACUGAAUUUCCUUUCAAAGAUGGAUUCUCAAAGAGUAGUGACUCGAUAUUCUCUAGAGAAAUGCCAGUCCCACAAACCUCACCAAACCAUCAAAUUCCCUCCCAUCAACCCAGACAAAUCUCUGAAUUUGUCCCUCCACAUAAUCCACCUCCCACGGUUGUCCAAAGCCCAUCCUCGAGCAGUCCACACCAAGCCCAAGCAGUCCACCCCCACACACCAUCCAAAUUACCCGACUUCUCCCACAACUCAACUGCCUACUCAUCAACCUCACCCACUUCCCUACCCCGUGAUCCCUGCUCUCCUUGCCCCUCAAGUACAUCUAAGCCUUGACAAACAUCAGAACAGUCUCCUUCCAAUCAUUUCCUCCCCAGUCCACCAACGGCACUACCACCUCAACUUCCUUAUCAUCUCAUGAUUACUCGGGCAAAGGCUGGCAUCUUCAAACCAAAACUCUUCACCUCUAAAACCACAAUUGGUUGGUCUCUUACUGAACCAACACGUCUAACAGAUGCACUAGCCACUCCAGUUUGGAAACAAGCAAUGGAUGCUGAAAUUUCAGCCCUAUAGAGAAAUAAUACUUGGACACUAGUUCCCAAACAAUAGUCCAUGAAUAUAGUAGGUUGCAAGUGAGUUUAUCGUAUCAAAAGGAAUAUGGAUGGAGUUGUUGAAAGGCACAAAGCCCGACUGGUAGCCAAAGGCUUUUAUUAAACACUUGGAGUUGAUUUCUCUAAGACAUUCAGUCCAGAAGUAAAACCUUCUACAAUUCGUAUUGUACUCUCCUUAGCCGUAUCUUAGAAAUGGUCUUUGUGAAAUCUCAACGUCAACAACGCCUUCCUUAAUGGAGUCCUUGAUGAGGAUGUUUCUAUGUCUCAACCUUCUUGCUAUGUCAACCAAGUUCUACCAUCUCAUGUCUGCAAGCUCCACAAAGCCAUCUAUGGCCUCAAACAAGCACCACGAGCAUGGAACACCAUGCUAAAGUCAACUCUACUUGACUGGGGCUUUCAAAACAGUAAGUCUGACUCAUCCUUAUUUAUCUAUUGCAAAGGCAAUGUUAUCAUAUUAAUGCUUGUGUAUGUGGAUGACGUCAUACUUACUGGAAACAACACCUCCAUGGUGAAUCAACUAGUAACUAAACUAGACAACACCUUUGCACUAAAAGACUUGGGAAUUCUAAGUUACUUUUUGGGCAUUCAAGUCAAUCACCUACCCUCCGGUCUUCUACUAACUCAAAGUACAUUGACGAUAUUUUAUCCAAACUCAACAUGGAGGAUUUCAAGCCAAUGGUAUCUCCAUGUACUCUCAGCAAACAUUAUUCAUUGAAUAGUGGCAAAGUGUUAGAAGAACCCUUCAUUUACCGGAGCAAAAUUGAAGCUCUUCAGUAUCUCACUCACACCCGAUCGGACAUUGCCUAUAUAGUCAACCAUUUAAGUCAAUUCCUGAAGCAACCAACUAAUGAACACUGGAGUGUUGUCAAAAGAGUACUUCGUUAUCUCUCAAGAACUAAGCAGUUUGUCUACUUAUUCAACCAAGUGAUGGGUUGUCUAUUAAUGCAUACUCUGAUGCUGAUUGGGCCUCCAACAUAGAUGACCGUCGCUCCGUUGCAACAUACUGUAUCUUUGUGGGAAAUUCACUUGUAUCAUGGUCUUAAAAAAAGCAAAGUGUUGUAGCCUGCUCAAGUAUAGAAUCUGAAUAUCGAGCCUGCUGAGAUCAUAUGGAUACGCCAACUUCUGUCUGAAUUGGGCCUUCCACAAACUACCACUCUGGUCCUAUGGUGUGACAAUAUGAGCAUCGGAGCCCUUGCCUCUAACCAUGUCUUUCAUGCUUGGACAAAGCACAUAGAAAUUGAUGUGCAUUUGUUCGUGAUCAAGUGAUAAAUGGUCAUCUAUCAGUUCGAUACAUACCCUCUGCUGACCAAGUUGUCGAUUGCCUUACCAAGCCACUCACUCACUCUCACUUUCACUUGCUGAGAUUCAAACUCGGGGUCAUUGAACUCCCCUUUCGUUUGAGGGGGGAUGUAAGGAGUAAAUUGGAGAAAGGGAAGGACAAAAUACAGCCUAAAGAUGAAGAAUUUUCUCCAACAAAUUAUAUCAGACCGUUGGGAGUACCUCCACUACCUUUAUGACAUGUGGCCACUAACACCUAUUCUUUUUUAUUUAUUUCAUUAUGUAAAUAUUAAUAUUCCCUCCUCGGGCUAUGAUAAUAUUGUAUAAAAAGGGUUGUCCAUCCAUUGGUUAAUACACAAGUAAUAAUACCUAAUAGCUGAGGCUUUUCAGAAAAAGCAAGAAGAUCUUUCAUCUUUCUUUUCGUCCUUUUGUCUUCUUGCUUUCAUUCCUUACUGGAGAAUAGAAAGGUCAUUGUGUGGUAGUGUGCUAUGGAUUAGCUUUCAGUGUUUGUGAUUUUGCAGACAUUCGUAUGUUCGUGCAGAGGAGUUGUUCGUGAUCUAGGCAAGAGGAAUUUCGUAAAAAAGGAAUUCUACAAGGGCAAGUUCUUCCUCCCCUCUCCACUCUAGAAUUACAUGCUUAGGGGUGAAUGUUUAUCCUUUUUUACUGUAUGUGUUUUUUUCAGUAUUUUGUUGGUUUCAAAAUUGAAUGUCAAU
Molecule: messenger RNA, 4984 nt
Organism: Benincasa hispida (wax gourd)
Lineage: Eukaryota; Viridiplantae; Streptophyta; Magnoliopsida; Cucurbitales; Cucurbitaceae
Source: RefSeq, a predicted model, not a curated record